GAAGGCGAAAAUGUCCGUACCUAAUGGCGUCCAAGCAGUAGCAGCAGUUCACCAGUAAUUUCUUACCAAAAGUUGGGCCGCCGCCCUGUAUAAAGACGCCGGAAAAAGUAAUUUCGCGAGUGCUGCACUGCCAUGAGUUUCCCGGCGAGAAGUUAUUCCAAUUAGCCGAGUGCAAGUUUUGUGAUUUAGUGAGCCGAUUUAUUUGCUAAACAGUCAUGUCGUACCCAGGUCAGACUCCUAUGGGCAUUCCGGGUAUGCCACCAAUGCCAUAUAUGGUGGGUGCGCCACCACCAAUUAUUGGGGGUGUUAUGCCAAUGUCUCAUAUGGUUCCUACCCCAGUCUCAGCAAUGCAGACUUCAGCCCCAGCAGUUCGAUAUACGAGAAAUGCACCACCACCAAAUGUGAGAGCUGAAGCACCAACUGCAAGACCAAGGAGAGAGCGGGAAUCUGGUCCACCAGUAACUGUUUUUGUAGGAAAUAUUAUGGAUCGUGCACCUGAUAUCAUGAUGAGGCAGAUACUCGGUGCUUGUGGUCAUGUUGUUUCGUGGAAGCGAGUUCAGGCCUUUGGCUUCUGUGAAUUUGCUGGUCCAGAUGCUGGACUCAGAGCCAUUAGAUUACUACAUGACAUGGAGGUUGGCAACAAGAAAUUAGUUGUAAAAGUUGAUGCUAAAACGAAAGUUGUGCUAGAUCAAUUCAAAGCUGAAAGGCGGAAGAAACUGAAAGGAGGCUCAUCACCUCUGCAAGAUGAAACGCCAGCAGAUUCAACUGAAUCAGAUGAUAACGAUGACUAUAUGGAUGAAACAAUGAAGGCUAUGGACACUGAAGGUCUCGAACGAAUCAAGAUGAUGAUUACUGAGCAUUUAACAGAUUUUGAAAUAACUCCAAAUAAUUCAGAAGAACCAGUCAAAACCACAGUAGCCAAGAUUUUGAGUCUGGAUGAUGCAGAAAUCGAGGAAAGUAAGCGCGAUCUAAUCACACGAGAAAUCGGAAAGUUUCGGGAAGUUAUGAAGAAACAAGAAGAGGAGAAGGCCCAGGUGAAAAAGAAACGCGAGGCCGAGGAGAAGGAGGUGCGCGAAAAGCGCGAAAAGGAGCGCAAGGAGAGGAGUAAAGACGAGGAUGGCUCGAAUAAGCACGACGGCAGUGAGGAGCCCGGCAGUCCACACAAAUUACGUAGCAGUAGCAUCAGUCGCAGGGACAAACGACGUACUCGAUCGAGGUCCAAAACCCGAGAGCGGGAGCGCGAGCGUGAGCGCGAGCGCGAGCGCGGCCGAGGCGAUCGAGGCGAUCGGGAGCGCGACCGAGAGCGCGACCGAGAGCGCGACCGGGAACGCGAGCGCGAGCGCGACCGGGAGCGCGAACGCGAGCGCGAGCGCGAGCAACGCGAGAAGGAGCGCGAGCGCGAGCGCGCCGAACGCGAGCGCGAACGCGAGAGGGAGAUCCGUGAGCGCGAGCGCGACCGAGAGCGCGAGGAGACGCGGAAAACCGAGCGUGAGAUCUUGCGCGAGCGCGAGGAGGAGGAGGAGGCGAAGGAGCGCAAGAAGAACGAGAGGCGCGCCCGGGAGAAGGACGCCGCUUAUCAGGAGAGACUGCGCGCGUGGGAAGCUAGAGAGCGGCGCAAGCAAAAGGACUACGAUAAGGAAAACGAGAAGAAGAGGGCCAAGCGGGAGGCGAGGGAACGAGAAGCCAAGAGGCUGAAGGAGUUCCUCGAGGACUACGACGACGAGAGGGAUGACGCCAAGUAUUACAAGGGCAAAGAGCUGUCGCGUCGGCUCGAGGAGAGGGCCGUCGAGGCCGAGGCCGACUCGAGAGACCGUUGCGCCGAGAGGCAGGAACUCCAGCGACUCAAAGAGAAACUCUACAGCGACAAUAGCUUUGCCGACCCGGCCGCUGAGUUCGAGAGGCUGAAGGCCGAACGCGAGGAACAGUACAAACCCAAACCCGUCAUAACGAUAAUCGACGAGGAGGAGGAAAAGCCACGGCACAAGGAGGUCGUGGAGAUGCCUCCGAUCGAGACCGAGCCUAUCGAGAGCGACAGCGACGAAGCAGCCCACUACGACAACGGCACCGUCGCUCCCCAAGAGAUCUCUCGCACGCCACCUCGUCCGCAUCAUCAUCACCAUCGCCGACACCACCGGCAUCACCACAGAGAAGCCGUCGAGGAGCAUCAUCACGAGAUCGAGGCCAUCGACGUCGAACACGAAAGCAGUCAGCGGCGCACCACCACGCCACCGCUGAUAUUGAGAUCCACCACGCCACCUCAGCCGCCGCCCUCGCACGACGAAGACUCCAGAGCGUCGCUUGUCAGCGAAAGUGAAAAGCUCAGCAGCAACUUUAUUUCGUUCUCCAUGGCUGUUAGUGGGUCGAGGGCUGAUCACGGGAACAAGACACCAGCCAGCCCCAAUGCCAUUCAAAACUCCAAUCAGUCCAAACGGAGAGGUCGGAUAGACGUUAAAGACGUUUUUAAUAAUGACGAUGACGAUGAUAGUGCGAACAAUGCCAAGAAGCGCAAACUCGUACCUAUCGAUUACGGAGAGGAAAAGAAGAAGCAGAAAGAAGAGCCUCCAAAGAACACAAAAGAAGAUACUGCUAAGUCUCAGGAGGAGAAACGAAAACACAUCAAGUCCCUUAUUGAUAAAAUUCCUACCGACAAAAAUGCCCUCUUUGGCUAUCAACUUGACUGGGCUAUUAUUGACAAUUCGUUGAUGGAAAAAAGAAUACGUCCUUGGAUAAAUAAAAAAAUCAUCGAGUACAUUGGUGAACCAGAGCCCACUCUAGUUGAUUUUAUUUGUAGUAAAGUUAUGGCUGGCAGCUCGCCUCAAGGUAUUCUUGAUGAUGUACAAAUGGUCCUCGACGAGGAAGCUGAAGUGUUUGUAGUAAAAAUGUGGAGGUUAUUGAUUUACGAAGUUGAAGCAAAGAAAAUGGGUUUAGUGAAGUGAAUAAGUGGUUUUGCAAUGACGCUGACAAAUGACACUGAAUAUUUUAUUUCGAAUAAGUGAGCGGAUUUUGAGGAAUGCCGAAUGAUUAUAAUAUAUAUCGGUACUAAUGUUAUAAGUGAAACUUAAUGGCACCACACACUCACUGUGCUAAAGCGACUUACGCUAUGGACAUCAAGUGUCACUCAUGGCAUCUGUAUCGUUCAAUAUUUAAUAGAAUUGCUCUUUAAUUCGCACUUACGUCUCGUCUAUGCGUGAUUUAACAGUUUCAAAUGGUACCGUUAGAUUGUAACCUGAACGCCAGGGGGGGGCCAUUAUAAAUUACUUAAAAAUUGCGAAUAGACGUUGCAUAAGUGCGGAUUUCAGUCACGCAGUACCAUAAAGUUAAUAACUUUUUAAUGCUUAGUUUUCAUGUUUAAACUAUUAAGAACAUCAAUACAUGUAAAGGCGAUGGAAACGUGUACAAGGUGAUUAAGAAAACAAUAUUUGCAUAACUAGAGUGCGAGAAUUACGCGAUCGGCGCAAACCACACAACUUGUAAUUAAACUAUUAUUUACAUACGCAUUAUCGUUUUAUUAACCAUACCAAAAAACAUGUGCAUAAUACUGCAAGAAAUUUUUGGUAAGGUAAAAAAACAUAUACAUUGUGACAUUAACAUAGUGUUUUUUGAUAAAUGAAGCGAGCAUGUUUCACUGAGUGAUGCAAUUUCCUCAAUUUUGUCAAUAGCUAAGACUUAAGUUUAUGUAAGUUCAUCCUGUUUAUUUUUCCCUUCAAUUUGUACAUUUAUUAUUGUGUAAUACAAUAUGCGACUAGUAAAUCUAUUUUCAAGCCCAUUGAUAUUCAAUUGUCAUUUAUUAUUCGCUCGAAGACAAUGACAUUUUACAAUUAUAAUGAAUUGCUCAUGAUACAGUUAGUGCAUUAUUUUAUUUCAGAAUUUUAAUAAAUGGAGUUUACAAGAAAUUAUUUAAUAAGUACUUCGAUAAUUAAACAAUGAAUUUCAUUAGGAAAAACUUAAUUAGAUAACUUUUUAUCAAUGAUCAAUUAUGUGGGUGGUUCUGUAAUUUAUCAGGUUUUGCUGUUAUUUUAAAUAAUUUUUAAUGUUUUAAAAUUAAAUGUACAUACACUACAACUCGCUAACUAGAUUGUA
Molecule: messenger RNA, 4080 nt
Organism: Phymastichus coffea
Lineage: Eukaryota; Metazoa; Arthropoda; Insecta; Hymenoptera; Eulophidae
Product: RNA-binding protein 25
Exons: 11
Coding region: 216-2936 (906 amino acids)
Biological process (GO): regulation of alternative mRNA splicing, via spliceosome; mRNA processing
Cellular component (GO): spliceosomal complex
Molecular function (GO): mRNA binding
Source: RefSeq, a predicted model, not a curated record